Messenger RNA from Annulohypoxylon truncatum, 2124 nucleotides. RefSeq names its product feruloyl esterase-like protein B precursor. Lineage: Eukaryota; Fungi; Ascomycota; Sordariomycetes; Xylariales; Hypoxylaceae. The coding region runs from base 250 to 1986 and encodes 578 amino acids. The record is from RefSeq and is a predicted model, not a curated record. The transcript has a single exon.
GGUUUAUAUCAACAACAUGUAUCCAUGAGCCGGUAUUGACUGACUCGAGGAGACUUCCAUUUUUGGCUAAGAGACCACCGUCGCAAUCCACAAUGCCCAAGGCAUCGGUCAAGAUGUAGCGAGGUUAACAUUCAUACUUAACGGGCACGCCCACCUGGAUCGCCCAACGCCAAUCGACGUCCCUUCUACAGAUCUUCGUGCUUCUUCACAAUUUCGUGGACCGGAGUCCACUAGCCCAGACUCGACGCAAUGGUCUCUACACAAGUAGCGCUAGCGUUCGGCGCCGCGAUAGCUGCCGUACGUGCUGCCUCGUUGGCCGACUACUGCACGGUCGACUAUGUCACAAGCGUGCUCCCGACCGAGGAUCUAGGACUCGCGGUCACCAUCGACGCGUCCUCAGUCUCGGCUGCUCUAGCUACUAACCAAUCCGUCACCUCCGAGUGGUACGCCGCCUCCGUGAUCGAUUACUGCAAUGUCACGUUCGCCUAUUCUCACAACGGACUUAACAACGACACCGUCCACGUGUCGUAUCUCGUGCCUACCCCGGAAAAUUUUUCAAACCGGUAUGUCUCGACCGGAGGAGGCGGACUUGCUAUCAAUUCGGGCGCGUCGUACAGUCCAUCUGGAAUCAUCGUCGGCGCUGUAUCGGGUAUCACGGACGGAGGCUUCGGCAACUUCGACACGCAAUUCGACGCCGCGUUCCUCCUAGCAGCAGGCACGGUCAACUGGCAGGCGACGUACAUGUUCGGUUACCAAGCCCACCACGAGCUCGCCACGCUGGGAAAGCAAUUUACGAAGAACUUUUUCAACGUCUCCGACAGCGAUAAACUGUACUCGUACUACCAGGGAUGUUCCGAGGGAGGCCGCGAGGGGUGGAGCCAGAUCCAGCGUUUCGCGGAGCAAUUCGACGGCGUCGUUACCGGCGCCCCUGCUUUCCGGUAUGGCCAGCUGCAGGUGAACCACCUGUCCGGAGGCGUCAUCGAGGAGGCUAUGGGUUACUAUCCGCCCCCGUGCGAGCUGGAGAAGAUCAUGAACUUGACGAUCGCUGCUUGCGACGGACUGGAUGGCAAGGUCGACGGCGUGAUUUCGAGAUCCGACCUCUGCAAGCUGAACUUCAACUACACGUCCACGAUCGGUGAGCCCUACUACUGCGCAGCAUCCAGCGGCACCAGUCUGCGACGCCGGCAAGCCGCCCCAACCGGAUACGCACCGGCGCAAAACGGAACCAUCACCGCCGAGGGCGUAGCCGUAGCUUCCGCGUUCACGAACGGCCUGAUCGACUCGCAGGGAAAGCGCAUCUACAUCAACCCGCAACCGGGGUCCGCCUUCACGGACGCGAUCACGCAGUACAACACCAACACGAGCAAGUGGGAAGUCGCCAUCUCGAGCCUGGGCGGGGAGUGGGUGGCGCGGUACCUGCAGCUGCAGGACACGAGCAACCUGGCGAGCCUCGCGAACGUGACGGCGGACACGCUGCGCGAUUGGAUGGUGCUCGGCAUGCAGAAGUACUACGACUCGCUGCAGACGACGUGGCCGGACAUCACGCCCUUCAAGGACGCCGGCGGGAAAGUCAUCCACGUCCACGGCGAGUCGGACUUCUCGAUCCCGACGGCGUCGUCCGUGCACUACUACGAGGCGGUGCGCAGCACGAUGUACGGGUCGCUCGCGUACAACGACAGCGUCGCGGAGAUGGACGAUUUCUACCGCCUUUUCAUGGUGCCUGGCGGCGCGCACUGCUCGAGUAACCCGUACGAGCCUAACGGUGGGUGGCCUGCUACCACGCUGCAGACUGUCAUCGAGUGGGCGGAGAAGGGCGUCGCGCCCGAUACGCUGGAGAAUGACGGCGGGGUCAUUGAUACGCUUUGUAAGUGGCCGCUUCGCCCGCUUUGGUCGGGCAACGGGACGAGUUUGGAGUGUGUGAGCGAUGAGAAGUCGAGGGAUUCGUGGAUUUAUACUUUCGAUGCUUUUAAGUUCCCGGUGUACUGAAAACUCGUUUCUGGAGAGAUGUAACUAGUUAUUAGAAUUGUAUUCUAAGGUCUUUAUGUUGUAUCAUAUUCGCGAGUAGAGAAAACAUUGUGUAGCAAUAACAUGUAUGGUAGCCAAAAGUUAAUGACUUAACAGAAU